AGCAGAGGCACAGUCCUCAGCUCCCCUCAGAGUGCAGCCGGGUGCCAAGCUCCAAGAUCCAGUGGUGGCUGCUGUCAUUGUGGGGGAGUCUAGCCUCUCCCAGAAGAAGACACAGCAGAAUGGCCACCUCAACAGAUUUGCUGCUGCUGCUGCUGCUCCUGGGCCAGCCCUGGGCAGGGGCUGCUGCUGAUUCAGAGGCUGUGGUAUGCCAGGGGACUGCCUGCUAUACUGCCCACUGGGGCCAGCUGAGCGCCGCUGAAGCCCAGCAUCGCUGCAAUGAGAAUGGAGGCAAUCUAGCCACGGUGAAGAGCGAGGAGGAGGCCCGGCAUGUCCAGCAAGCCCUGGCUCAGCUCUUGAAGACCAAGGAACCCUUGGAAGCCAAGAUGGGCAAAUUCUGGAUCGGGCUCCAGCGAGAGAAGGGCAAGUGUACGUACCAUGAUUUGCCAAUGAAGGGCUUCAGCUGGGUGAGUGGUGGAGAGGACACAGCUUAUUCUAACUGGUACAAAGAGAGCAAGAGAUCCUGUACCUCUAAGCGCUGUGUGUCCCUGAUACUGGACCUGUCCUUGACACCUCACCCCAGCCACCUCCCCAAGUGGUAUGAGAGCCCCUGUGGGACUCCUGGUGAUCCAGGUAAAAACAUUGAAGGUUUCCUUUGCAAGUUCAACUUCAAAGGCAUGUGCAGUCCCCUCGCCCUGGGUGGCCCAGGGCAGGUGACUUAUACCACCCCUUUCCAGGCCACUACCUCCUCCCUAGAGGCUGUGCCUUUUGCUUCUGCUGCCAAUGUAGCCUGUGGGAAUAAGCCUGAGAAUAAGAUCCAUUAUUUGCUAUGCACGGAAAAGACGCCAGGUACAUUUCAUUGGGGGAGCUCAGGCCCCCUCUGUGUCAGCCCCGAGUUUGGCUGCAGUUUUAACAAUGGGGGCUGUCAGCAGGACUGCUUCGAAGGUGGGGAUGGCUCCUUCCGCUGUGGCUGCCGGCCUGGAUUUCGGCUGCUGGACGACUUAGUAACUUGUGCUUCUCGGAACCCCUGUAGCUCCAGUCCAUGCACAGGAGGGGGCACAUGUCAUCCUGUACCCCUCAGCGAAAACUACACAUGCCAGUGUCCAAAUGGCUACCAGCUGGACUCUAGCCAAGUACACUGUGCGGAUAUAGAUGAGUGUCAAGACGCCCCCUGUGCCCAGGGGUGUAUCAACACUCCUGGAGGCUUCCAGUGUGAAUGUUGGGUGGGCUACCAAUCCAGUGGCCCCAAAGAGGAGUUCUGUGAGGAUGUGGAUGAAUGUGCCCACUCGCCCUGUGCCCAUGACUGUGUCAACACUGUUGGCUCUUUCCACUGCUCCUGUAAAGAUGGCUAUGCCUUGUCUGGGGAAGACAGUACCCAAUGUGAGGAUAUAGACGAGUGUUUGAACUCCAGCAGCAAUCCAUGUGACACCCUUUGCUUCAACUCGGAGGGUUCCUUCAGCUGUGGCUGCCUGCCGGGCUGGGAGCUGGCUCCCAAUGGAGUCUCUUGUAUCAAGGGCAUUGUGUCUUCAGAACCACCAACCAGACCUCUCGAAAAGGCAGGCAAAGAUGACCGAAAGGAGAGUACUGUGCCUCCUUCUGAAAUGCCCACUUCUUCCAGAGGCUCUGAGAAUAUCUCCAAGGGAGGACACACCACAGAUCAUCCCUCUCUCCCAUCGGAUACCCCCACUGCCUCUGUUCCACCAGAAAUAUCAGUCCCUAGUGAGGCAUCUGGUGUUUGGAUGGAGUUGAGUACACACCUCCCCACGGCCACUGGCCACAGCAAGCCCACACAUGAAGAUUCUGUGGCAGCACACAGUGACAAUGACACCAAUGGGCAGAAGCUGCUUCUGUUCUACAUCCUGGGCACUGUGGUGGCUAUCUCACUCUUGCUGGCUCUGGCCUUAGGGCUUCUUAUUUAUCGUAAACGGAGAGCCAAGAAGGAGGAGAUAAAAGAGAAGAAGCCCCAGAAUACAGCUGACAGCUAUGCCUGGGUUCCAGAGCGAGCUGAGAGCCGAGCCCUGGAGAAUCAGUACAGCCCAACACCUGGGACAGACUGCUGAAGACAAUGUGGCCAUAGAAAAACAGGCAGCUGCCACUACUUUCAGAACUUUCCACUCCCGGAUAAGUGAUCAUUCUGAAAAGACUGGACUGGACUCUCAGCAAAGAAUGUGCACUGUCCCCUUAAGAGCCUGGUGACAUGGGAUGGGCAGGUAUUCUCCAGCUGCAUUUGCUAUGUCUAGGCAUGAAAACUGUGUGCUGGUUUGUCAUUGUGGGGAGUUUUGAAGAUAUUGACAAGCCUCACUCACAUAACCCUUUCAAAUCCAAAAUCAACUGAUGUAAUGUGAUCCCUUGGCUCCCCAUUAGGACAUGAGGCA
Onychomys torridus (southern grasshopper mouse) is the source of this 2372-nucleotide messenger RNA. It is a transcript of the gene Cd93, whose product is annotated as CD93 molecule. Gene Ontology annotation, molecular function: calcium ion binding. NCBI's taxonomy places the organism in Eukaryota, Metazoa, Chordata, Mammalia, Rodentia, Cricetidae. The record is from RefSeq and is a predicted model, not a curated record. The transcript is spliced from 2 exons. The coding region runs from base 120 to 2057 and encodes 645 amino acids.